AUGACAACAGCAGUUCCGUUGAUCUACUCUUUUCCUGAAUUCAGUGGGGUUGCGGAGGCAGUUGCAGAUUUAAUAGUUACUGCCCAGAAUAGGGCUUUGUAUGCGGACAAUGGAAGCAGCAAUGGAAGCGGAACAACUACGCCGGCUACAAAUCAGAGCAAGAAAAGAAGCAGCAACCCAAGCAUCCAGGCGUUGAAGGAAGAGCAAGAAAAACAACUUCCAUCUUUUCAAUCGGCACCUGAUUUAACACAAAUGGCAAGUGUUCAUCAUCACCAUCACCACCACCACCAUCAUCAUCAUCACCAUGAUGGCGGUAGUACGGGACAAUCGAGAUCGAAGAGUGCAAAGCCUGAAAGUGGUGAGGAGCAAGGGUCGAAAAGUGGCAGACAGACACCUACAGUUACAGCCACAACAACAACCACAAAUACCGAGCAGGCUGCUGCAUCGACCAGUCUGAAUGACGAAAAGAGUAAUAACAAGCCGGAAAAUAAAAUGCAGACGAUAGGGCAGCUACCGAAAUCCCAGCCAAUGAGCAUGUCCCCCUCCACAGCAAGUACAAAUGCCGCCGGAGCAUCUGGAUCACAACAGUUACGCAGAAAAAAGAAGAAUGCAGAACGCAGAUUUAGAAUAGGUCUCUCUGGUGGAUCUUUGGUCAGCGUCUUGCACGAGGGAUUACUAAAAAGGGACGAUAUUGAGUGGGGAAAAUGGGAUAUAUACUUCGCGGAUGAAAGAUUGGUUCCUUUCGAAUCGCAGGAAUCAAACUACGGAAAGGCCAAGAGGCAACUUUUUGAUUUGGCAGAUACACAGCACAAGGGCUUUCCAAGAAUCUUCCCUAUAAACGAAAAGCUCUUGGAUGAACCCCAGGAGUGUGCUGACAGCUACGAACAGACUCUUAUCAAGGGAUUCGCGUCCAAAGACUCCGUUAGAUUACCGAUGUUUGAUCUUAUAUUGCUUGGAUGUGCACCUGACGGUCACGUGGCCUCUCUUUUCCCUAACCAGGAGACUCUCCGGGAAUCAUAUGCCUGGUGCGUUCCAGUGGAAAAUGCACCUUCUGGCCCUUCAAGAAGAAUAACGUUGACUGUGCCUGUGAUUUGCCACUCUCACUUGGUCGCAUUUGUCGUUGAAGGUGCAACCAAGGCUCCUGUUAUCAAGACUAUCAUGGAGAGACCGGACAAGGGUCUACCUGCAAGUAUCAUUAAUGAAAAGGCCGCUGGAAGGAUCGCAUGGUUUGUUGAUGAUGAAGCUCUCCAGGACGUCGUUGGUAUAACGAAGAAGAGAUACAAGUUUACGGCAAAGCACCAGUGA
This is a messenger RNA of Brettanomyces bruxellensis, 1305 nucleotides long. RefSeq lists its product as uncharacterized. NCBI's taxonomy places the organism in Eukaryota, Fungi, Ascomycota, Pichiomycetes, Pichiales, Pichiaceae. Gene Ontology annotation, molecular function: 6-phosphogluconolactonase activity. The record is from RefSeq and is a predicted model, not a curated record. The transcript has a single exon. Gene Ontology annotation, biological process: carbohydrate metabolic process; pentose-phosphate shunt. Bases 1 to 1305 code for a protein of 434 amino acids.